Molecule: messenger RNA, 2323 nt
Organism: Danio rerio (zebrafish)
Lineage: Eukaryota; Metazoa; Chordata; Actinopteri; Cypriniformes; Danionidae
Gene: tsn
Product: translin
Biological process (GO): RNA metabolic process
Cellular component (GO): cytoplasm; nucleus
Molecular function (GO): nucleic acid binding; single-stranded DNA binding; RNA binding
Source: RefSeq, marked provisional
ACGUCAUCACUGCGCGUCAAGCUGAAGAAGGACAGAUGUGGAUGUGCACGCUGAUGACUCCAGUUAUUAUACCUGCAGGCUGUUUGCAUCGAGAGCACAAUUAAUAAGCAGUCUCGGUUUACAGUGUUUGCAUCAUCCGUAGAUUGGACAUUGGGAUUAGCUCGACACGGCAAACAGCACAAGCUAACAGCGUUUGAAGAUGUCUGUAACGGAGAUGUUUAGUUAUAUUCAGGGCUUUCUGAGUGCCGAUCAAGAUAUUCGAGAGGACAUAAGAAAGGUUGUCCAAGGUCUGGAGCAAACAGCCAGAGAGAUCCUUACUGUCCUUCAAAGUGUCCAUCAGCCAACUGGCUUCAAAGACAUUCCAAGCAAGUGUCUGAAGGCCAGAGAGCUGUUCUGCACUGUCAGGAAUCACACCGGAGAGCUGAAAACCAAGUUCCCUGUGGAGCAGUACUAUCGGUAUCAUGAACUCUGGAGAUUUGUUCUUCAGCGACUCGCCUUCCUUGCAGCGUUUGUGGUUUACCUAGAAAGCGAGGCAUUGGUCACACGCGAGGAAGUCGCAAAAAUACUUGCCAUUGAAGUUGACAGAGAAAAAGGGUUUCAUUUGGAUGUGGAAGACUAUCUCGCUGGAGUUCUUAUUCUGGCAAGUGAGCUGUCCAGGCUGGCAGUGAACAGUGUGACCGCAGGGGAUUAUGGGCGUCCGCUUAGGAUCUCAAACUUCAUCAAUGAACUGGACUCUGGCUUUCGCUUGCUCAACCUGAAAAACGACCCCCUCCGCAAACGCUACGACGGCCUCAAGUACGACGUGAAAAAGAUCGAGGAGGUGGUGUACGAUCUCUCCAUCCGAGGCCUCGCCAAGGAGCAGGAGGCAGGAGAAGAGAAGUAGAGUUGUUGUGGGAAUGCAGGAGGCCCUGGCUGCGAUUCGCCACAUCUGAAGAAGAGUGCUUGAACCUGAUGGCGGGCAGGUGGACAGUUGAAGAAGGGGAGGGAACGGAGGUCCUCAGACGGUGUCUUUUAAACCACCUGCUUACCUUGACAGAGAACAGGUUUCAAUGGGAAGAUGUUUUCUUUCUCACUUCUGUUGAGAGAUGCUUUUGUACAGGUGCGUUCUGUUUGCCUGUUCUGUUUGAUUGGAUGUUUUUAUACUCUUAUUGAUAUUUUUGUCUCAGCCACGUGUAUUUCAAACCAUUUUAUAGUCAAGCAACAUGAAGAAAUUUGGGAAAUGUUGGGGGAAACAGAGGUUCUGUGCUUGUUUUGUUCAUUUCAGUCUAGAAGGACAUCAAGAUGUUUGAUGUUGACUUGCACAAGCAUUACAUUGGACAUUUUUUCUGUUUAUUAAUUAAAUUGGGUUUUCGAAACACUUUUUUUUGUCACUUUUUGAUAACUUUUUUUUUAAAUUUACGUCAAAAUUACAUUUGUGGUUUGAAGUGAACAAGAAACAUGCCAAAAUGUUAAGCUUUAUACAGUAAAAAUAUCUGCACUCUGUAAGUCGUAAAUUUUCCUUGACUGGUGGUUCGCUGUUUGUCUCAUAUGCACAAUUCCAUGUAUUUCGCUGUUGAAUGGACGGUUUAUACAAAAUAAAAGUUCUGUUGUAAAUUUUUCAUCUUCAGGUUAUUCUGAAAUUUUUAUUGUCCACUUUUGUUUUUGAUCCCAUUGGCUUAAUUUGUUCCCCCCUACAAAACAGUGGACAUCUAUUUUAAAAUGAUGUCUGUCUUUAGUGAUUUACUGAGGGAAGCUUUGGAACAACACUAGGAUGAGAAAAUUAUGACCGAACGUUCAUUCCUUACUGUACAUUACUGAUCAGUUGUGUAUCACUUUGACUUCACUAUUUGCUUCUUUUUGUUCUGCUCUGAUGUUGUUCUGGACGUUGCAUGCUGAACUUGUUAAAGUAUUUCAUUAUGAGAAAGAGCUUUGGAAAAAAUAACACAAACAAUAUAAGCAAAAGUUUCAAAGAGCAAACUGACCGUGCAUUUGUUUUGGUAUGUAAAGCUUUAUGGAAACUUUUCCAUUCCUCCCUUCUUUAUUUGUGUUCUGUCAGUGCAUUGCCUUUUUAUUGCAGAUCUUGUCUCUUUUGUAUGUGCAUGUUUCAUCUGAUCUUCAGUGAUGUUGGGGGGCUUUUACUUUUAUUUUCUUAGUAUUUGUAAGCAAUAAUGCUUUGUUUCUCCCCAAAGAAAGACUUCUGUCUGACAGUAUUUGCAUUUGAAAUGCCUGUUCAUGUGGUGAUUCAACAUUUGACUUUGCUUUUCAAUAGGAAAUCAUGUUUUUCUUGUUCAGUAGUGUUAUAUAAUAAAGAUUAUCGUUGCAAACGAUGUUCUCAGAAAACACA